UAAAUGUCUGAUUUAAAUUGCAAUUCUCCUACACAAUAUUCUAUUCAUGUGUUACGAAGGUCCGUUCUGCUUUUAUUUUGAAAAGCUCCGUUUUCUUCUUCUUGUGUGUUUUUGUGACGCUAACUUCCUGCUACUUACCAUUUGCAACGUGGAAGUCACGCAUCGUCGAAGCAAGGGUAAAACUUAUAAACUUAUUAGUUAUGUAUUGUGUUAAAUACAUUCGAAUGAUGUAAAGAGAGUUUAAAUCAUAAUUUAUUUCAUUAUUUUGUAUUGUUCGUACCUGUCAUUUCAAAAAGCUCCUAAUUAUGAGGGUGUGCCGAGAUGCUAGCUGGUGGAGGAAAUUCUUUUGAUUAGCGCCCUUGGAGAGCGGAUUGAGUUUUCACGGUGUUCAUGGUGUUCAAGAUGUUUACGACGUCAUGGUGCUUAUGGUGCUCGUCGAGAGAAACAAAAUAAAUCAACACCCGUUUGAAACUCUCUGCGUCUUGAUCAAACAAUCCGAGGGGCCGCUACAGUGAAAACUCAUCGCUGCACCAGCCCUGCCAUCCAUGAUGAGAAGCCGACGCCAUCUCAUCUGAGGUCCAACUACCAGCCAGUUUACUUCGCUUCCAACUCCUGCACCCAGACAAGACGUAAAAUGGACAACAUGCUUAAGGUACAACUAGAGAUGCAAAAGGAGACACUGGAUGCUAAGGAGCAAAAAGACUGAAAAAGAACUAUUUCCACACGUGCAAGCUUACAGCAUAACUGAAGCGAAAUAAAUAAUAACAUGGUAUUAUAAGGUCAAUAAUAACUUGCAAGCUAAGACUCUGUGCCUAACGCUUCUAAAAUGGUGACUAUUUCAAGAAACUGACCCAUGUACUUGUGUCAUGUGUAUUUAAGAAAGAGUUGAAGAAAAAUCUUGUUGUUACUGUUCAUGCUAAAAAACCUUUGGAUGUACAUAAUCUGUUAAUGCCUGACAUAAAUAUUACUCUGUGGUAAAGGAUAACUGCAGCUUACAAGUGUAAAUUCAGGCAUAACACAACCAAAGGCUACAAUCGAAGUAAAGCAGCAGCACAAACAAUCAAGAUGUCACUUAAAGACACACCAUGCAGGUCCAGCUCACGUGAAAGAAAGCUAACAGAGAAAGGCCAAGAGAUGCAUGACCAAGACACCAGGAAACGUGAGAAAGCAUUUAACAAGACCUAUGACUCUUGGAGGCUGGUAGCAAGGGAGACUAGAACAAAGUUAAAAACCCUCUGUUCAUUGGAAGACCUUAACGAAUUACAGCAAGGCAUUCAAGCCAAGCAUGAUGACGUAAGCCAGCAGUAUGAACCCAUUCUACGUAACAGUAAUACCACACCAGAGAUUGUAAAGAAAAUGGAUGCUUGUGUUACACUAACAAGGGACAUUUGUGACCUCAUAAGUGGCCGUCUAGAGACUAUUAAUCAAGAUUAUAAUGACCAACUUGAGAAGGAAAGGGUGAGAGAAACAUUAAACAAAGAUGAAUAUGGGUCUGUCUUUGGUCACACCCAAACUGAAACAGUAAGCUCAGCAAAGUCACCGGAGAGAUUGAGCAACCGCUCCAGCUCAGUUAGUACCCACAGCAGUAGAGUAGAUGCACAAGCAGAGCUUGCGGCUAAGCUGGAACAAUCAAAGGCCAUGAAAGAAAUCCAAGCGCAGCAAGCACAUCUUCACAAGUUAGAGGGUGAAUGGAAGCUUAAAGAAGCAAAAAUGUUGGCAGAAAUGAAACAAAAGGAGGUGGAAAUACAACAACAGUUGGAACAAGAGAGAGCCAAAUUGCAGCAGUUACAGGCAGAAAAGGACGUUGCUGUAGCAGCAGCUCGUCUGAGAGCAUAUGACGAUUUGGAAGGUUUUGAGGACCAUGAUGAGGAGAUUAAUGACAGAAUGCAAACUGAACCUCGAUUAAAUCCUGAUGCUGCAUCAUUCCAACCUCACCAAGCUGUGACUAUGAGCCAGGAGUCUGUCAGUCUGGCCCAAGCAAUCGCCAGCUCAUUAAGCAUGAAUCGCUUGCCGGUCCCUGAACCAACUACGUUCAGUGGCGACCCUUUACAGUUUACCGAUUGGAAGAUGCAAUUCACAGCUCUUAUUGACAGAAAACCCCUCCCACAAAGUGAGAAGAUGUUUUAUCUAAAAAAUUAUCUUGUUGGAGAGGCGCGCAAAGCUGUAGAAGGCUUCUUUUAUAGAGAUUCAGAGAGCGCGUACAGUGGAGCAUGGAGAGUCUUACAAGACAGAUAUGGGAACCCGUUCACCAUACAAAAGGCUUUCCGAGAUAAGCUCAUGAGGUGGCCAAAGAUCAGCACAAACGACCCACAAGCGCUACAACAGUUCGCUGACUUCCUCCAAGGCUGCACUGAGGCGAUCCCACACGUCAAAGGACUAGCUAUCCUUAACGAUUGUGAGGAAAACCACAAGUUGCUUAAAAAACUACCAGACUGGAUUGUGCGCAGUUGGAGUCGAAUUGUUGUAGAUGAACUUGACACAUCUGGAAACUAUCCAGAUCUUGCAUGCAUUACAAAGUUCCUGAGCAAAGAAGCACGGAUAGCCUGCAACCCUAUUGCUUCUCCAUGGUUGAUAAAUUUCAAGGCCACAGAUGAAAGAUCACCAAAGCGAGCCAAGGCUCUCAACACAAAUACACAAGCCAAGAGUUCCGUUCAGGAAAAACAAGAUACACACGUCAGUAAACUUAAAUCGCCUUGCUCCGUCUGUAAAAGUGAAGCUCAUAACAUCACCAAGUGUCCCAUAUUCGCAGCGAAAAGUGGUGAAGACAAAAAGGCAUUCAUCUGCGAAAAUAGGCUAUGCUUUGGGUGCAUGAGGAAGGGUCACAUUACCAAAGAUUGCAAGAGACGGCACACAUGCGACAUAUGCAGCCGUCGUCACCCAACCUGCUUGCACGAAGACAGGAAACAAAGACCUGUGGAAGCGUCAACGAAUAGCUCUCCUUCCACAGAAAACCAUGCCAGCUUGGAAACGCAUAAGGUCGUAUCCCAUGCAUCAACACACCAUGCUUCUGCUACCUCGAGUAUCGUGCCAGUCCUUGUGUCUUCAAUACAAGAACCACACAGAGAAGUACUUACGUACGCAAUACUGGACACACAGAGUGAUUCAACGUUUGUCUUAGAAGAUGUACUUGACAAAUUGAAUGUAGAUACCCAACAAGUACAACUGAAACUGAGUACUAUGACAGCUAUUGACACAAUCAUAUCGAGCAAGAACGUCCAUGGUCUACAGGUUCGAGGACUGCACUCCAAGAACCACAUCCAAGUACAGCAAGCCUACAGCCGUGAUUUUAUCCCGGUGGACAAGUCUUACGUCCCAACGAAGGAAACCGCAUUACGGUGGCCGCAUCUCAGACAUAUAGCAGAUAAGCUACCACCCCUUCAAGACUGUGAUGUAGGGCUCCUGAUUGGAUAUGACUGUCCAUCAGCGCUAGCUCCUCUUGAAGUUAUCAUUGGGGACAAAAAUCAACCGUUUGCACAGAGAUCAGAACUAGGAUGGAGUAUCAUAGGCACAUCAAACCCCCACCUAGACAGACAAGGAAGUCAGAGCUUUGUGCAUCGGCUCACAGUAAAAGAACUGCCAAAUCCAUCGGCGACAGAUGUUCUAAAGACCCUAGAAUCGGACUUCACUGAGAGAACUUAUGAAGAUAAAUAUGUGUCUCAGAAUGAUGUUCGUUUCAUACAGUUCCUCAGUGACAACAUCACUCAGAAAAAGGACGGACAUUAUCAGAUGCCACUCCCUUUCAAGAGCAACACGCCACCCAACCUACCAAACAAUAAGAGGCUAGCAACAGUUCGCCUGCAGUGUCUUAAGAAGAAACUAAAGACCAAUAAACAAUAUUAUGAUCAAUACAAAACAUUCAUGGAAGAAACAAUUAACAAGGGUGAUGCAGAGCCUGUCCCUACAACAUCUGAGGGAGAGACAGAGUGGUACCUUCCGCAUCACGGCAUCUAUCACCCCAGAAAACCAGACAAACUGAGAGUCGUAUUCGACUGUUCAGCCAAAUUCCAUGGUGUUUCUCUAAACGACACUCUACUAACUGGGCCUGAUCUUAUCAAUCCACUGGUAGGAGUUCUUUGCCGCUUCAGAAAGGAAGCCGUAGCGAUCAUCUGUGACAUCAAAAGAAUGUUUUAUCAGUUCUCAGUCACUCCUGAAUCCAGGAAUUAUCUGAAAUUCCUCUGGUGGAAAGGUGGAGAUUUGGAGAAGGAACCACAGGAAUACAGGAUGGCGGUUCAUCUCUUCGGAGCUGCAUCGUCUCCAGGAUGUGCCAACUUUGGCUUGAAACAUCUGGCACGGCAACACAAAGCCACCUAUCCGCUAGCAUCAACAUUUGUGGAGAAAAACUUUUAUGUUGAUGACGGGCUAGUCAGUGUCCCAUCGAUCGAGGAAGCCAAGAAACUUAUCACUGAGUCACAGGAGUUGUGCAAAAGAGGAGGCCUACGCCUUCACAAAUUCAACUCAAACGAGGAAGCAGCUCUCACUUGCUUGAAUCCCUCAGAAAGAGCAGCAACCAUCGAACCUCUGGGACUGGAUCCAACCCCGUCAGAACGUGCACUCGGCAUUCAAUGGUCAAUUAAAACUGACACUUUCAGCUUUAAUAGCAGCUUAAAAGAUCAGCCUUCAACCCGGCGUGGUUGCCUUUCGGUCAUUGCCUCUCUGUAUGACCCACUUGGAUUCAUCGCUCCAUUCAGCCUAACAGGAAAGCGUAUACUUCAAGAGCUGUGUCACCGAGGCAUCGGGUGGGAUGAUCCACUCCCAGAAGAUAUGAUGCUACGGUGGGAGGAGUGGAAAAAUGGUCUGCAUAAGUUGAAAGAGGUUUCAAUUCCGAGAUGUUACCAACCGUAUGACUCCCACAACAUUGUUAGAGUCGAGUUGCACCAUUUUUCGGAUGCCAGCUGCGUAGGAUACGGUGCAUGUUCUUACCUCAGGUACAAAAAUGACAUGGAUGAAGUCCAUUGCAGUCUUGUGUUGGCAAAGGCAAGGGUUGCACCCUCAAACGUCACAAGCAUCCCGAGGCUAGAACUCACGGCAGCUGUGGUUUCUGCAAAAGUCAGUGUCAUGUUAAAGACUGAACUUGACAUAAAGAUUGAUGAAGAAUUUUUCUGGACAGAUUCACAAGUUGUGCUUGGGUACAUUAACAAUGAUGCCCGUAGGUUCCACAUAUUUGUCGCAAACCGCGUUCAGCUGAUAAGGGAUAACAGUGAUCCCAGUCAGUGGCACUAUGUGGACACCGCAGAAAACCCGGCAGAUCAUGCCUCCCGAGGUCUUCGUGCUUCAGACAUUCACUCAACAAACUGGUUGCGAGGACCAAAGUUUCUCUGGGAGCGCGAAUUACUUCUAACACCCAGCGCUCCAUCAGAAUUACUCGUUGGUGAUCCGGAAGUCAAGACAAUUCAGGUGCUUGCAACAGAAGUCAAAAACUACAAUGACAUCCUCAGACGUCUACGUCAGUUUUCUUGGACGACAAUUCUUAAAGUAGUUGCAAGAAUUAAGAGGCUUGGGGUUAAAAUGAAACAACCCAGUGAGUAUGUGACUGUUAAGGAGCGUGAGAACGCUGCAGACGAAGUGAUUAAGAUCAUACAGCUGCAAGCCUUCCCUCAGGAGAUAAAGAUGCUUCAAGUCAGGCAGGAGGCGUCUGGGAACGCCAGAUCAGGACUGUCAGAAAUGUGCUGA
This is a messenger RNA of Pungitius pungitius (ninespine stickleback), 5670 nucleotides long. RefSeq lists its product as uncharacterized. Gene Ontology annotation, molecular function: nucleic acid binding; zinc ion binding. NCBI's taxonomy places the organism in Eukaryota, Metazoa, Chordata, Actinopteri, Perciformes, Gasterosteidae. Bases 1066 to 5670 code for a protein of 1534 amino acids. The record is from RefSeq and is a predicted model, not a curated record. The transcript is spliced from 3 exons.